AUGGCGAUCCGCCGGCGGUUCCUCCUGUUACUCCUCCUCCUCGCCACAUCGGCCAUCCUCCUCUCCUGCGCCUCUGCCGCCGCCGCCCCCCCGGAUCCGAAGAAAUCAGACGAUCUCGAUGACGACGAGGACCUCAGCUUCCUCGAGGAAGGUGACGAGCCCUCGGGCGACCACCUUCACGCUUCCGACCACGGGGGCGACGAGGACGAGGCAGACGACGUGACCAAGGACUUCGAUCCGUCCGCUUUCGAUGGCCACGAUGAAUCCCCUCCGCCGGCUGUUGACGAGAAGGACGUCGUCGUUCUGACGGACGGCAAUUUCAGCAAAUUCCUCGAGGAGCAUCGCCACGUGCUGGUUGAAUUCUACGCCCCUUGGUGCGGCCACUGCCAGGCGCUGGCUCCCGAGUUCGCGGCGGCGGCGACGGAGCUGAAAGCGGCCGGGGAGGACGCGGUGCUUGCCAAGGUGGACGCUACGGAGGAGAACGAGCUGGCGCAGAAGUAUGAGAUCCAGGGGUACCCCACGGUUCUUUUCUUCGUGGACGGGCAUGACAACCGCAAAACCUACACAGGCCAGAGAACCAAGUAAGUGAUUGAGCACUGGGGGCUUUGGCGAGGUUUGCGCACCUUAUCCCACUUACUCUCGUUGGCCCUUCUACAUGACUCAAUCGACUGGUCUUCCGUUUCUCCGUUCGGAUCUGGGUUUCGUUUGAUUUAUUGGUCCGAAAUCUUGAAAUCUUCCUAGUUUUUUUAUCUGUCUGUGAUCUGCGCUAAUGUUCGGAAGAGGGUAGAGGAGAGUCUCCUGGUAUCACAAACCGCGAUCCGUUGUUAUUCCUAGAGUUUUGGCCAGAAAGUAAAUCGUCUAUUCCUGUCAUCUGACUGGGAGGUUGAUGAUUUCACGGUUGGAGGAAUACUUUUUAAGGCUGCGACCUCGUUUUACUUGGAAAAGGAGACUAAAAGGGUUCGCUAUCAUCGCUUUCUGGAUUUCGUUUCGUUAACUGCUUGAUUUACUGAUCAUCUAUUAGACUGGCCGAAGGAAUUUUCAUCUAUCACCACUGUUAUGAAUCUGCUGUGAUGUUUUAUUUGCAGGGAAGGAAUCGUGACAUGGAUUAAAAAAAUGACGGGCCCUGGAGUUCAAAAUAUAACAACGGUGGAGGAAGCAGAGACGGUUCUGACCGCUGAGGAUAAGCUGGUCGUGGGCUACUUCGACUCCUUGUUGGUAAUUUCUUUGUCCUACUAAUUUUCUCCCCCUGCUCGGUGAAUUGCCUUGAUCUCCAUCUGGAUCACCGGAUUCUGGUGAUGUUGGAUCCAUUUUGAGUAGAAAGCCAGCCAUCAGGAACAUCUUUCUCUGAAUCAGAUUUAUCAGCCGCUUUUGUAUGCAGUUUUUGGUUCCAAAGCUUAGUUUCCGUUUGGAUUCCUUUCUUGAAUCUGUCGCGUCCAUAAGGUUAUGGUUACGCUGAUUGAUUGUAUUCCCUGCGAACUUGUAUCCUCUGUUUCCUCUGGAAGGUCAAUAAUUGUUGUGGGGCCAUUUGAUUCGAUGGUGGUACCCGUUGCAUAAAUCUGUGUCACCCUACUUCAGGAUACAUUGAGCGAGGAGCUUGCUUCUGCUUCAAAAUUGGAAGACGAUGUCAACUUCUACCAAACUGCGAGCGCCGAUGUGGCUAAGCUUUUCCACAUUGACCCUAAGGCGAAACGUCCUGCUUUGGUGAUGCUCAAGAAAGAGGCUGAGAAGAUUACACACUUCGGUGAGCCAAGCUUCCUAUAUGUUGAGAAUUCUUGAUGAGGACUGAGAGACAGCUGGUCUGACCCGGGACUCUUCUUUCAUGCAGAUGGGGAUUUCGAAAAGUCAGCAAUUGCUGAUUUCGUGUUCGCCAACAAGCUUCCCUUGGUGACUAAAUUUUCAAGGGAGAAUGCGCCACUCAUUUUUGAGAAUCCAAUUAAGACACAGGUUACCUCAUUGACACUUCUUGCGGAGAAUUUCUUGAUCUUGUUACAUAAAAAUCUCUGGGAGGAAUAAUAACUUGCUCUCGUUUCUAACAGCUUUUGCUCUUUGCUACAUCAAACGAUUCCGAGAAGGUUAUCCCAGUUUUCCAGGAAGCGGCUAAAUUAUUUAAAGGAAAGGUAAUAUGGGGACCAGUCAUAUGUGAUAGCUCAUACCCGGCGGUCCUGAUGGCGCAGUGGACUCUUGAUUGCUGAUGGUUUUGAGUAAUUGCAUCCGAGUGGAUCUAGUAGUAGAUAUGAUUGUCGCAGAAGGAGCUUGAUGCUCUGUCUGUGGAGGAAGCGGAAAUCUCUGGUUGGCAUCCUCGAAGGAAGAAAAUGUGUCCCUUUAGAUGGCAUCAAAAAAAUAAAAGGCAGCUUUGCAAGCUUAGGACCCCUGCAUGUUAUCGGUGCCGAGGAAGUCGCUCUCUAUGAUUAGAGGAUGCUACCCAUUAUCAUACCUUUACCCGAACUACCGGUGUUGUAGAAAGCACGGUCUCUUCUCUAGCAUUGGGGCGGUUUCAGGCUGUCUAGACAUGAUUCACUAUGUUUUAGGGUCGACUCGACCGAAAUUCCUGAGGGCUUGCGAGUUCUUGGUGCCUUUAGGAGUAAACGUUUCUGUUUCUACCUCUCGGCAAGAGUUCGUUUUCUUUUUUCGGUGCUAGCUUCGUCCGAACUCACGCGUCGUACUUCUCGCAGAUCAUUUUUGUUCAUGUGGAAAUGGACGAUGAGGAAACCGGUAAGCCUGUCUCCGAGUACUUUGGCGUCGCAGAAGGUCCCAAGGUGCCAAGUCUGAACUCCCCCCUCCCCCCCCCUCCCCCACCCAAGCAUUCCGUUUUUGAUUACCAAAGGAAAUAUCUAGUCUGUGAACCAAUAAUAAUAAUAAAAAGGAGCUUCUGACUAAGAAAUGCGCGGCAGGUCUUGGCAUACACAGGGAAUGAGGACACCAGAAAAUUCUUUCUAGACGGCGACGUGACGGUGGACAGCAUUCAGGUCGGUUACGCUCGGAGUUUACCCCUUCACUUCAUACAUGCUUCGUUGAAAGUUUUGGCUGGUGCCCCACCCUGUGCUCGGGCGCCAACAUUGUUGGUCCUUGAUGACCAUCCUACACCGAGCCUGAAUAAUUGUCUCCAGCUUGCGGAAUAAUUGAAUUCGCUUUCUUUUCGGAGCUGUGUUUCGAAUUGUGCGUCUUUAUUCUUUGUUCCAGUGCCCUCUGGUGGCAAAAAUCCUCUUGAUUUCAUCGAUUUGGCUGACAAGGUGGCAGACGUAUGACAGUCCGUCCGUUCUUGUAUCAGAAAUUCGGCCAGGACUUCCUCGAAGACAAGCUCAAGCCUUUCUACAAGUCGGAACCCAUCCCCGAGAAGGUAAAACUUUCUCUCUCUCUCUCUCUCUCUCUCUCUCUCUCUCUCUCGCUCGGUCUGGUCUUCUCCAUUCGCGGGUUUUGCGUUUCUAACGGAAACUGUUCGGUGGGUUCUCAGAAUGACGGCGACGUGAAGAUCGUUGUGGGAGACAACUUCGACGAGAUCGUCCUGGACGAGUCCAAGGACGUCCUCCUUGAGGUGACGACACCCUCCCUCUUUCUCUCCUGCUCUGCAGCGUUGACCUCCCCCGAGCUGAUUUUUUCAAUCCGGUUCCCUACGACAGAUCUAUGCGCCCUGGUGUGGGCAUUGCCAAUCCCUCGAGCCCACUUACAACAGGCUCGCGAAGCACCUACGUGGAAUUGGUUCCAUCGUCAUAGCCAAGAUGGACGGGACGACCAAUGAGCACCCCCGGGCGAAGGUACCACCUUCGUUUGUGCUCCUCUGGCGUCCUAUGCUCGACUGGCAUUAACAUUCCGUAGAAAGUUUCCUUCUUGGAGCUUCAGGAUCUGCUCCUGGCGAGGCGGCGAUUUAGAUUUAUUUUGUUUCAUCGGAACCUGCCCGUCGCUGAUGCCUCUGGUUUUUCUGGUCUGACGGUGCAGGCCGAUGGAUACCCGACGCUUCUGUUCUUCCCGGCGGGGAACAAGAGCUUCGAUCCGGUAAGGAGUUUGAUCUCAGUGGCGCUGUUCUCUCUCUCUUUCUACCAGCUGCCCAUCCAUCCAUCCACCCCGUUGGAGAAACCGGGAUCGCGUUCUUGCUGGCCCGAGUCGUCCUGCUCAUCACUCCCUCCCCUCCCUCCGGCAGGUGUCGGUGGAGACGGACCGGACGGUGGUAGCGUUCUACAAGUUCCUCAAGAAGCACGCGGCCAUACCUUUCAAGCUUCAGAAGCCGGCUCCAGCGCCUAAACCGGAGAGCGCGCCCGCUCCCGAGCUCGAAACGAGCGCGCCCAAGCCGGCCGCCGACGCUAAGGAUGAGUUGUGA
Molecule: messenger RNA, 4312 nt
Organism: Spirodela intermedia
Lineage: Eukaryota; Viridiplantae; Streptophyta; Magnoliopsida; Alismatales; Araceae
Source: the annotation of a GenBank genome assembly